This is a messenger RNA of Branchiostoma floridae (Florida lancelet), 837 nucleotides long. RefSeq lists its product as uncharacterized. The transcript has 3 exons. Lineage: Eukaryota; Metazoa; Chordata; Leptocardii; Amphioxiformes; Branchiostomatidae. The coding region runs from base 1 to 837 and encodes 278 amino acids. The record is from RefSeq and is a predicted model, not a curated record.
AUGUUGAGGGUCUGUGAGAAACUCCGCGAGGCGGACUCGAAGGGUAGGAGGUAUGGACUAGCCCGUGCGGAGACAGGCUACCUCCGUGCCCUGGUGGACGCCGUGGCUGACAAGGACAGGCUGGCGGAAGUGGAGUUGCUCAAAAGUCUGGGCGACGUGAACUUGGAGAAGGGAAGACUCGAGAAGGAUGUAGGGAGGUUCAACAUGGCCUUGGCGCUUUACGUGGCUGCUAUGGUCCGGUGUGGCUAUCGGGAUCAAGGGGAUGGUAUAGAACACCGAUACGAAUACGCGGAGAGACUUUUACAAGGGGUGACGUCAAAGGGGUCACAGGGUCAGGAACAACAAACUGAAGACAAGGAGACGACUACACCUGCAAAGGUGGCUCUGAAGUUUCAAAACCUCGACAAGAAACGGGCUGCCGGUGGUAACACAGACUCCAUGCUGGUUGGAUACGCACAAUUAAUAGUAGAGGGAAUAGUAAACGAGAACAACAUGUUAGAAACAGAAGCGAUCAAAAGCCUCGGUGACGUGUACCUGAAAAGAGGAACAGAAACUGUAGACAAUAGAGACUUGACCAAAGCUACUGCUCUGUACAACACGGCACUGGCGCGGUGUAACAACGUUCAGGGAACAGUUGUUAUUCUCCAUCGCUUACAGUUCACAGCAAAAAUCAGGCAAGACAUCACCACAAAAAGCAUAAAGAAGUCAACUCGGACACAACGACAACAAGACGUGCAAAAACGAAAGGACCACAUCUCUACCUUCUCAACUGCAACCUCAAGUGACAAUACUAAUGACCGAAUGCGCCGUCCACACAGAUCUGUGAACUACGGAUAG